GGAAGCAUCGGAAUUUGACAACUGUGGGUGGCUUCCAAUUGGCCGAACUUCUGUUGAUUUUUGACAAAUUCUUGAACCACUGUUGUAAACCACGAAGUGUACAUCAAAACUGCACCACCAACAUCCAUGACUUCCGCUCUGAACGAUUUUGUCUAUGCUUCUUUCCUCAUUCCGAUCUUCUUCACCAUCGAAUGCACCAGAUACAUUCUCUACGUCUCCGACAGAACGCCUGGCAGCGGUCCAUUGCGCUUGGUCGUCUUACUGCUCAACAUCCUCGCGGUUGGCCCACUCCAAGUGAUUUUUGGAUGGGUGCUAAUGGUCGUAUGGUUCCCUGUGCGAGCUCUUCUGUGGUUCAUGGGUAUAGGAAGGGGUGCGCCGAAGAAAGGCUCGGCGGCUGCAACAGCGCGAUUCUAUGAACUCAAGAAGAGACGAGCUCAGAACAGGCGAGGGGAAAGUUGAUCAGGAGGACUUGAGGUAUUAUCAUAUGAUUUUCUUGGGUUGUAUGUACUUCUAGAAGUGUAUUGUUUCUUGCACUAGUACUGUUGUUGUUUUAUGAUUGCUGCCGUCGUUUUAUUAUAUAUUUAUGCUCUCCUUCGAGCCUCCGAAGUGC
This is a messenger RNA of Suillus fuscotomentosus, 610 nucleotides long. RefSeq lists its product as uncharacterized. The transcript is spliced from 4 exons. The record is from RefSeq and is a predicted model, not a curated record. The coding region runs from base 127 to 459 and encodes 110 amino acids. NCBI's taxonomy places the organism in Eukaryota, Fungi, Basidiomycota, Agaricomycetes, Boletales, Suillaceae.